AUUUGCGUCGACGAUCGUAGAAAUGUUGCGCAGUGCCGUCUGUCGUAUUGCUGUUCGUCAGAGCUUUCUAGCUACUCUCCGAGUUCCGACUGUUUAUGGUACUUCGAUAUUCUCGCGCUCGCUGAGUUCGACGCAGCGAAGACUUGAAGCGGUUUCUCCUACAGCAAAUGUCAACAAAACCAACUCCUCCAUUCUGAAUACUGAAGCCACCGAAGCUGUGGAUCUGUCGGCUCUAGCCGAGAAUCUAGUUACCGAUCUGAUUACCGCCGAUGGUAGAACGCCGAGUUUAGGCGAUUACGGUUUGGGCGGAUGGACCCCCUGGGGCCUAAUACAAACUGCCCUCAACGAGCUGCACUCACUAGGUGUUCCCUGGUGGCUUUCAAUCACUUUGGGCACCGUGACACUCAGGCUGACUUUAUUGCCGCUUAUCAUUAAAAGUCAACAGUACAACGUCACAUUAAACAACAACACACCGAAAAUCUUGGAGCUGAAACUUCGACUAAUCGAGACUCGUCAGAUGGGGAAUGAACUUGAAUUCGAAAGGGCGCAAAACGAUUUCAUGAAGUUCUGUGAAGAGAAGAAGGUUAAUCCCCUUUAUGGGUUCGCUCCAAUGAUUAUACAGAUCCCAAUAUUCGUCUCCUGCUUUUUGGCCAUUCGAGGCAUGACAAAUUUGCCACUGGAAUCAAUGAAAACCGGAGGCUUUUAUUGGGUUUCCGAUCUGACCACUACAGAUCCAUAUUGUAUCCUGCCUCUCUUUACAAGUUCAGCGCUGUUUUGCUCUACUUAUUUAGCUUCAAAAACUCAAGUUCAGACACAAGACAUAGGCAUAUUUCGGUACGGCAUGUACGCACUGCCAUUCAUAAUCUUUCCAAUUUCGAUGCAGUUCGCCUCGGGAGUUGUCUGGUAUUGGACUACCACAAACACAUUUACGUUCUGUCAGCUGGUCUUUCUGAACAUAUCCACCGUCCGCAAAUGGUUCGGAAUUCCGAAAAUUAUUCAUCAUAAGCUUCCAAAACCGGGUAUUCCUCUGGAAAAAAUGACGGCCAUGAGGCCAUCUCAGCGAACUCGCCUACGGGAGGCUGUUACAUCUGCUCUCAAAUCUGACAUGCCAGUAAAUCAGCCCGGCAGGUUUGACCGUCCAAAAAUGAUCGUUGAUGAUUCUCCUAAACGGCAAGCGUCAAUUUUCGUCGUUUUUGAGUUUUUUAAAAAAAGCGCGUUCUUCGAAGUGAAUCUUCUCGAUUCACAACCAACCAAAAUGCUCCUAAACGUGUACCGACUUACAACUCAAAGGAGUAUUUUACCUUUAUUGAAGACUUCAAACAUUUAUUUAAAGGAGACGUUACCACUGCGUUCAUUCAGCGCAACGCCAAAAAAGUUCGAGGCCGAGUUUUUUAAAGACAUUAGUUUUAGUUCUACUACCAAAUUAAAAAAUGAGUUAACUUCAGCCGACAUACCGAACAUCAAGUCGUUCUGUCCGGACGCUUCCAAUGACGAAGCGCGCUGUGGUUUUGAAGAGUUAGACGCGAACCAGUUUGUUAAUGGCGUGCGUCCUGGCAAUAACCUACUCGCAGCAGUUCCUAUCACUGCCACUACUGCUCAAAGCUUAGCUGAUGCAGGCCUCGGUGGAUGGACGCCGCCAGGUUUAGUGCAAGUGACUCUCGACAAUCUUCAUUCAAUUGGUCUUCCGUGGUGGGUCGCAAUUGUCGUCAGUACCUUCACAAUAAAGUUGCUUCUUAUUCCACUUGUCGUAAAAUCCCGUAUAAGUUCUGUCCGUUUACAAAAUAACAUGCCUGAAAUGAUGAAACUCCAAUUAAAAAUGAGCGAGGCCCGAACUAACAGAGACCACGUCGCUGCAAAAAAGGCUGCUGAAGAACUUGUAGCAUUCUAUCGAGAGAAAAAUUGCAGUCCAAUAUCACCAAUAUUACCAAUUGUGGCACAGGCUCCUUUUUUUAUCUCAUUUUUUCUCGGUAUUCGGCAAAUGGCAACUUUGCCGCUGGAAUCAAUGAAAAAUGGAGGUGUGUUGUGGUUUACCGACUUGACUAUCGCCGACCCAUUCUACAUUUUGCCGUUUCUUACCAGCUUGUCGAUGCUUGCCACUCUUGAGGUUGGCGCUGAGACAGGAACGAAGCCGGAGCAAAUGCAGCAAAUGAAGUACUUCUUACGGGCAAUACCUGUUCUUAUAUUUCCCGCGACGAUGUGGUUUCCCUCAGCAGUUCUGUGCUAUUGGUUAACCUCGAACGUGUUCACGCUUGGUCAGGUGGCAAUUCUGAAUGUGCCUGCUGUGCGGCAAUGGUUCAACAUCCCCGAAAGGAUUCCCCACGUUCACGUGAUGCCGCCUAUCAUGACCAUGAAUCAGAGGAAGCCAGCGGAGAUGAUGAGAGAAUUCCUUCGAAACAGUCAGAUCAGCAAAGAACUCGAGGAGCGAGGGCUGGGAGACAGGAUCCGCCAGAAACAGGCAGCUAUUAAAGCUUGUGCUAGUGCAUCCAACAAUAAAAUAGAGCAAACAAGCAAACCAUGUUUUAAUCAUCUACCAAAAUUAGGUGCUAUCGAGCGCAAGGAAGCGGACAAACGCAAAAACAGUUAAGGGUAUUCUGGCUGUAGUAAUUGUGCUGAUAGAAUAUUAAUGGAGCCCUAUAUAUGGGCUUAAAUUUGAUAUUUGCGUUUUGUAUGUCGUUGCUAUUAAGUAGAUUUUGUCAGCUUAUUCGUCUGUCUGAUCAGCACGGAAUCGUGCGAUAAAUAGCGAACUGGAUCAGUAGUUGUAAAGAUGUACAUAAUUUCAUGUCCGUAGGCAUGUCUACGUGUGUACAUACGGAAAUAAAAUUAAUGAUUAUAUGCCAGAAAGAGCAGUAAGCGCUGAGCUGUGUUGGCUCAGCUAGAGUGCAAGAAACGUUUGCACUAUAUAAGGAUGUAAAAAAAAGGAUAUUUAUCUAAAACGGCUGUGAACCGAAAAUAUAACCUUACUUAUUCCCCUCUCUACAUAGUGAAUUAAUCUGCAUACUAGCGGGUGACUAGCAAGUCGAGUGGCGCCGCAUUUUGUUGUUUUAUUGGCAGGCAAAUGAGAACUCCAUUUGGUAUUAUAUAUAAAAAUUUAUGUGGACAGCGCUUUGUAAUGAAGAAGUUCAGAUGUCUUACCUAAGCACUGAGUCUUUUUUGUCUUUCGACUUGUCAAACAACUAUGUGUUAUAUUUGUGAAAGAACUUCGUAAGCAUGUUAACUAUUUAGAAUUGUUACUAUAGUUCUAUCAUAGCUUGUUUCAACGGCUAAAAUAGCUUCCGUGUAGUCUCUAAUGAUCAAAAUGGUCUCAAUAAUUAAAACUCAUGGUCAGAAUGAAAACACCUAAUUAAUCUAUCUACUAUAUAGACUA
Molecule: messenger RNA, 3364 nt
Organism: Varroa destructor (honeybee mite)
Lineage: Eukaryota; Metazoa; Arthropoda; Arachnida; Mesostigmata; Varroidae
Product: mitochondrial inner membrane protein OXA1L-like
Biological process (GO): protein insertion into mitochondrial inner membrane from matrix
Cellular component (GO): mitochondrial inner membrane
Molecular function (GO): membrane insertase activity
Source: RefSeq, a predicted model, not a curated record